AAAACAGCUCAGCGUCGGACACAACACGGAGCUCUGCUUCAAUCUCCGCGACGAUGGCAUAAACCCUAGUUUCCGUUUCCCUCCUCAAGCUUUCUAACCUCUGUGUUGAUUUGUCUCAAAUGAACACGAAAAAGAUGGAUAUGGGAUCCAAAGAUUUGAUCAGCAGUCUACCAGACGCACUAAUCUGCCACAUCUUAUCCUUCCUCUCCACAAAAGAUGCAGCUUUGACCUCAAUCCUCUCCAAAAGGUGGAGAAAUCUGCUAGCUUUCGUAACGAAUCUCGAUCUGGACAACACCAUCUACGACCGUCCUAAAAUGGGUAGAAAGAGAAGGCGCCAUUUGCGUAAAAGCUUCAAGCUUUUUGUGGAAAGAGUCAUGGCCUUGCAAGGGAACGCUCCGUUGAACAAGUUCUCUCUAAGGUGUAAAAUCGCUUGCGUUACAUCUCGUGUCAACCGUUGGAUACUCAAAGCGUUGGAGCGUGGUGUAGUUGAUCUUGAUGUGUACAUCUCUUCUCAACACGAGUAUCCUUUGCCUCCACAGGUUUUGAUGAGCAAGACUUUGGUUAGUCUGAAAGUAGCUGGUACGGAUGAGUUCAUCAUUGAUGUCAGAGAAGUUUCUCUUCCAAAGCUCAAGACUUUGCAUAUGAAUGAUGUUUCUUUCGCUGAUGAGAGUGGUGCUGCGUUUGCUAAGCUAGUUUCUGGCUGUCACGCGCUUGAGGAGUUGGUUAUUGUUAAAAUGUACUGGGACUUUCGUGGCUCUUGCUCUGUCUCGCACCCAACUCUCAAGAGACUAAAGAUCUGUACCGAGAACAUCGAUGAGACUUCAGAGAGUGUAUCUUUCGACACUCCUAAUCUCGUCUACUUGGAGUUUACCGACGUUGUUGCGGCCAAGUAUCCCAAAGUGAAUCUUGAUUCACUUGUUGAAGCUAGUAUAGGCAUUAGAAUGACACCUGAUCAGGUCUUCGACGGAAGAGAUCUAGUCAACCGGCAUUACGGCUAUAAGUUAAGGAAAGACGUAAAUGCAACAGAUUUUCUCAUGGCAAUAAGUAAUGUUAAGAUCCUUUACCUAUCGUCACAAUCUCUUGAGGUCCUUACUUUCUGCUGUAAAGCAAUACCAGUCUUCAACAACCUGGUUCACUUAACCAUUGAGACUGACCAAGACGUGGACUGGGAGUCAUUGCCGAACCUACUCAAGAACUGUCCUAAUCUAGAAACCCUUGUUUUCGAAGGACUCCAUUACGGAGACACAAAUCAAUGUGAAGAUGAUGGAUACCGUUUCAAAGAUACAAACGAAUGUUUUGUGACUGGUGCGGACAGGUGUGUAUGCAAACCUUGGUUAGGCACUCCUGUAUGGCUAUCAUCAAGUCCUGUGAAGAGGCUGAAGGUAUUGAAGUUUGGAGAGAUCACUAGUUACAAGGAUGACAUGGAUAAGCAGACGGAUCUGAUCAACUACUUCGUUGAAACCAUGCCGAAUCUUGAAGAAGUGGUGUUAUAUUAUGAUACUCCGUUUGACAGUGAUCUGGAAAUAGUAUCAAACGGAUUUCAACAGCUUGAGAAGGUAGCCUCAACUAAAUGCAAGAUCCAAGUAGUCUCUGAUAACAUAAGCUUCUCAACUACUGUGCACUCUUCUUCAUCGUCGACAAGUGGACUUGUCUUCUUUAAGAAUACCUUCCCGGUUUGACGACCAUCCUUGCUUCCGAGUUUUUCAGCUGGUCUCUGAUCUUUCAUUAGUGUACUUUCUUGCUACUAAUAUUGAAAGUAUGCGUAUGCUUUUGUAAUGUUUGCUAAGAGGUCUAAAACAUCAAGCAAGCUUCUCUCUCUAUGUUUGUUGUUCAAAAGUACUUCUGCUUUUAUGCUCCGUCUUUCUCCAUCAGUGUCUUUACUUGUUUCAGCUUC
Raphanus sativus (radish) is the source of this 1894-nucleotide messenger RNA. RefSeq names its product F-box/LRR-repeat protein At3g59190. The record is from RefSeq and is a predicted model, not a curated record. The transcript is spliced from 4 exons. Bases 120 to 1679 code for a protein of 519 amino acids. Lineage: Eukaryota; Viridiplantae; Streptophyta; Magnoliopsida; Brassicales; Brassicaceae. Gene Ontology annotation, molecular function: protein binding.